Messenger RNA from Boeremia exigua, 3303 nucleotides. Its product is annotated as SPOC domain-containing protein. The coding region runs from base 428 to 2947 and encodes 839 amino acids. The transcript has 2 exons. Lineage: Eukaryota; Fungi; Ascomycota; Dothideomycetes; Pleosporales; Didymellaceae. Gene Ontology annotation, cellular component: nucleus. The record is from RefSeq and is a predicted model, not a curated record. Gene Ontology annotation, biological process: DNA-templated transcription; transcription elongation by RNA polymerase I; transcription antitermination. Gene Ontology annotation, molecular function: RNA polymerase II transcription regulatory region sequence-specific DNA binding.
GUCAAAGCUCAGGAUCUCCUCACGCCCACCACACGACCCUCCCACCGACCGUCCCCCGCCACGCCCAUUGCCUCCCCACGCUGCACUCACUGCGGCGCGUACUUACUGCUAUCUCUUUGCGCGAAAUCGCCCUACGCGACGCGUCCUCACACUGCGCGACAACAGCUCGAGCUUGGUGGAGGCUGCCACGGAAGGCACGAUCUCGAAAACAGCAGGCGCAUUUCCCGUCGCGCCUUCUGCUUCUGAGAGAGCCAGCUGCGCGUGUUUGCGCUUGUCCCCUAGCUUUAGACGCUCUGUUUGCCCGCACGCUGCUUGCGAGACGGCCUGGACCUCCAUAGAGAGAUUGUGAACCUGCUUGACCCCAUCUUUAAGCUGCUGCACCCGUUAUCGCGUCUGCAUUGAGCCCAUUUCACCCGCGUCAGACACCAUGGCCGACGAGACGCGCCGCUCUGGCCGUGCCAACAAGGGCCAUCACAGGAAUCGAGACCUCGACGACCCGGCCACACAGAAAACGAAGGGCAAGGCCGGCAAAGGCAAGAAGGCCACAACCCCAGUCGAGACACCAACACAGUCCGUCGAGCCCGAGGAUGGAGGCGAAGACGAAGAGGCCAUCUACCGCUGCGUCUGCGGCGUCCAGCGCGAGAUUGGCGGCCGCGACAUGAUCUGCUGCGACGAGUGCGACGCGUGGCAACACAACAUCUGCCUCGGUCUGCCCACCAGCGACGCCUGGGGCGACAAGCCCUACUACUGCGAAGUGUGCCGGCCUGACCAGCACCAGGAGCUGCUGGCUGCCAUGGCGCGCGGUGAGAAGCCGUGGGCGCGCAAGAAGGGCUCCAAGAACAAGCCGCGCGCCAGCGACGUCAAGGCCGAGUCCCAGACGCCCCAGCCCAGCAGCGCUCCCAAGCAGGCUGAGCCCAAGGCCGUCGAAGCGUCUCCCUCUCCUGCGCCAGUCGUCGAGGAAAGCUCCAACGGUGACGCGCCAAAGGUACGCGAUCCGCCAGCUUCCGCCCUGGCGUGCGCUCAUGCUGAUUACCCACAGGUUGAAGAAGCACCAAAGAGCCAGCCUCAGUCUCCGGUCGGAGAGAAGCGCCGCCACGAGUCCAUCGCCGAAAAAGACACCAAGACCAAGAAGCGCCGCAAGUCGAGCCAACACCAAGAAAAGGCAGCCACCAAGAUCACCGAUGUCGCGUCUCUUCCCGAGAAGCAGAGAGGCAUUGCAGAGAAGCUGCAAGACAUCAUGGCCCCCCUGAUCACAGAGGCUUCCGAUGCUAGAGGCUUUCGGAUUCCUGAUGGUCAGACAGCAAAGUCACUUGCUACACGCUUCGUCUUGCAGAUCUGCCACGCUGCCGUCGAGCACCAUGGCGAGCCGUCCGGCCCAACAUCACCUUUCGCCGAACGCUUGCGCACCAUCAUGUUCAACAUCAAGAAAAACUCCUUCCUCAUCGACCGACUUCUGUCUGGCAGUCUGAAAGCCGAUGAGCUUACCAUCAUGGCGGCCGAGGAGAUGGCGAGCGAGGACAAGCAACGCGAGUAUGCCGCGAUGAGAGAAGCUGCAGAGAAGCAGACGGUCUUGACCGAGGAGACUGGCCCCCGGAUGCGUAAGACACACAAGGGUGACGAGCUCGUGGAUGAUGAGAACGCCAACGACAACAACACUGAAUUCCGGGCCCCGCAGCUGCGGGAGCGAGAAACCGAGGAUGAGGAACAAGGCGUGCGACCAAACUCGCCCGGUCAUGAUCGCCCACCUCAAACACCAGUCGACGCAGGACACCCGCUUUCGGUUGAUACGGACAGCGCACGACGACCCUCGACCAACUUCGACAUCAACUCUGUCUUCGACAAGGUCCGGUCACCGCAACACAACCAGCAAGCUUUCGUUCCUCGUAGGCAGAGUUCUAUGCAGGAGAAGCCGCAACAAUCAGUCGACGAUGCAGACGUCGAUCGCUUGCUCAAGGAUGAAGACAACGAUGUCGAAAUGUCCGGCUACUCGUCUGAUCCUUCCGUGUGCUGGCAAGGCUCCAUCACGAUGCAAGGAACGGAGCCGUUUGAGGCUGUCGCUCGAUUCGUUGCCGGUGGCGACUUCGGGCAGGUUGUACCCUGGGAGAAGCUGCUGACCAAGCAAGUAUCCAUUCAAGGCCGUAUAGAAAACGCCAAAGGCGAUGAGUACAUCCGUGGCAUCGCGAGGUCGGAAAGCCAUGAGGUGGCUGUUCUGGCUAUUAGCCCAGUCAACGCUGAGGGCCGGGCAGUGUUCGACCAUCUGUACGAAUACUUCCACUCCCGGCGCCGCUGGGGUGUCGUUCCCAUCGACGCGAGCAACGAGAUCAUGCGGGACCUCUACUUCAUUCCCGUGGAAGCCGGCGGCAGCAAUUUGUCUCCAUUCAUAGACAUGCUCGAACACUGCACCAUUGAGACACCUCGCAAGGACCACAUGCUGCUGCUUACCCUCAUUGCCAAACUGCCCGAGGUCAAGCCCCAGCUUCCCCUAGCAGAGCACUUUGAGCACUACUCAGGACAAGACAACACCGUGGGCCAGAUCGCUCAGCCCACAGCACCAAUGGUUGCGCCUCAGAACGGCCCAAGUCCAUCGCCGGUCCCCAACCCCCACGGCCCCCAGUACUCCCCCAUGGCCAACAACUUCCCUCCCGCGCCCUACGGUAACCCCUAUGCCGCCCCUCCCAUGACCGCCGCCCAACAACCCCAGCCCGCCGUCCCCGCCCACCACCGCAUCCCCAACGCUCUCGAGAUCCUGGGUCCCUACAUCGACUCCCCCGUCGUCAGCACCAUGCUGCCCAGCUUCUCGCAGAUCGAGGAGGUCGCGCAAGCCCAGAUGUCCAGUCUCCGCGCCAUCUUCGACAAGGUCCCCGAGGCCCGCCACAACAUGCAGGUCCUCACGCUGCACCUGCAGCAGAAAAACGAACAGCAGCCCCAGCAGCAAAACGCUUCGUAGAAGGAGCGCACGUGCGCCCUGGUCCCCGCCGCGGCGCCGCAGCCCAAGCACCCCCCGCUCGCCCGGAGGGACUCGAUGGCCGGCCCGUGGAUGGAGAUGAAGCGCUGGGAGGUGUGGCUUGCACGAGGCGUGUAGGCCGAUGGAGAGGUGUGGUUGGGUGGUGCAUGUCGUUUCCCUGCGCAAAUGUUGUUUUCGUCUUGAUACCCCACUGAGGAGCGGCGAUGGGGGGCGAGAGGUGGCGAUGCGGUGUGAUGCGGUGUGAUGCAAUGAGAUGCGAUGCGAUGCGAUGCGAUGCGAUAAGAUGCGCGGUAAAAGUGCGACGCGUCUUGGAUAUUGAAAUGUUAUUGAUUCUAUGC